Messenger RNA from Lycium barbarum (goji berry), 2738 nucleotides. RefSeq lists its product as uncharacterized. The record is from RefSeq and is a predicted model, not a curated record. Gene Ontology annotation, molecular function: protein binding. The coding region runs from base 1 to 2355 and encodes 784 amino acids. Lineage: Eukaryota; Viridiplantae; Streptophyta; Magnoliopsida; Solanales; Solanaceae. The transcript has 11 exons.
AUGGAUUCCAAAGUAGUUGAACAAGCUUCAAUUACAGAUGAAAUAUUUCAAGCUUCAAUUAAAGAUGAAAUAUUUCAAGCUUCUUUGAAGAAGAAGUGGGUACAAUUUCAGCACCUGUACACCAACUACCAGUUUCUCCAUAAAUAUAGAUUCAAUAGAUUUGAAGAUACUGCUCUUCACAUAGCUAUCUCUUCUUACCAUCCAGAUCGAGAUGACCCUAAACAUCAACCUCAUCUUACUUGUAUUAAGGCCAUGAUUGCUAACAUACCAGAGGAAAAUCGAUCUUUAAUCUUAAAACAGCAGGAUUACAGAGGGAACACACCUCUUCACCUUGCAGCAGCACUCGGAUUUGUCCCGAUUAUUGAGUGUUUGGUAAAACCAGAAGACCCUGCUCUCAUCUGGGUGACCAAUUCAAAAGGGGAAACCCCCUUAUUCGUAACUGCUUAUCGUGGUAAGCUACAAGCUUUUCUCUACCUACAUAAGUGUGUUCAAUAUGAAAACGGAGAAGGUCCAACUGAACUUUGUAGAAGGAAUGAUGGGGAAAACAUUCUACAUGCCGCCAUCUUUGGCGAGUUCUUUGAUGUGGCUUUUCAGAUAAUACAUUACUAUCCGCUACUUGUCAACUAUUACAACACAGUGGGCGUGUCUCCUCUACACAUCCUUUCCGGGAUGCCUCAAGUAUUCAGACGGGGCCGUUUUCGGUUAUUACAUAGCAUUAUACACUUCUGCAUAAAUAUCGAUGAGCUAGAGCUAAUGACAUAUAAACCUGGAGACUCCAAAUCUAAAUUCCCUUGGAAUCUCCCAGGGAACUACCAAACAGUGGUGGAGUUCUUGGAACUACUUCAGUAUGGGACUCGGAAAAUUCUUGAUUAUAUUAAAGAAAUAUAUUUUGGGAAUCGAAAAGACAAGUCUGAAGAUACUGCUCAAGCAACUAAUGUGAAUCCAGAGGAGUCUCCAGACCAUCAAAGUUAUUGUCAAAGUGAUCCAGAGAAUCCGCCAAUUAAAGAUACUACUAACGUGAAUCAAGACAAGAUGUCUCAAGCUGAAGGGAAGAGAAAUGGCAAGUGGUUUCCAGCCAAUUAUACCAUCUUUAUCGAGUUUCUCAAAUGUGUAAUGAAGAUUGUACUAUUUGUAUUGGCUAUUGGACUCCCAAGGAUUAAAAAAACCGAGGAAAGGAAAAGGCAACAUGCACGGGGAGUUCAAAUUAUGAAGUUGUUGAUUAAGAAAGAUGAACGUUACAAAUUCUACGAAAGAACUGGGGAAGAGCCAAAAGAUUGGGGCUUCCAUUUCCAUAAUGUUUUUCGAGACCUCUCACCUCCUACAAAACCUCCCCUAAUAGUUGAGGAUGAUAACAAAAAGGACGAAGACCAGAGUAAGACUGCAGCGACAGAGCUGUCCAAGGAGACACCCUUAUUAGUGGCAUCAAGGAUGGGUAUUGUAGAGAUGGUAAAGAAUAUUAUUAUGAAUUUCCCAAUAUCCAUUCAAGAUACUGACUCUGAAGGGAAGAACGCACUGCUUUUGGCCGCAGAGCAUAGGCAAGCAGACGUCUAUAAUUGUUUAAUACGAGCAAAGUUUCCAGAGUGCGUGUUUUAUCAGGUGGAUAAAAAUGGAAACAAUGCAGUGCACUUAGCUGCAAAGUUUCAGAAGGUCGAGGUGUGGGGCCUCCCUGGUAGUGCUCUACAGUUGCAAGGCGAAAGGAAAUGGUACAAGUAUGUCAAGCAGACUUUGCCACCACAAUUAUAUGUUAACCAUAAAGGCCGGACACCAAGAGAGAUCUUCAUAGAGACGCAUGCAGAUUUACGCAAAGAUGGCAGGGAAUGGCUCCUCAAAACCGCCAAAUCAUACUCUGUCGUUGCCACACUGUUUACUACAGUUGCAUUUGCUACAGCUGCCACAAUCCCAGGCGGGCCCGAUGAGUUUGGCCAUCCACGCUUUCAAAAUCAACCUGCUUUUAACGUGUUUUGUAUAUCAUCACUUGUUUCUCUUUGCUUCUCAGUCAUGGCCUUGGUGUUUUUCUUAGCUAUCCUCACAUCUCAAUUCGAACACAGAGAUUUCGAGAAAGACUUACCAACAAAGUUGCUCAUUGCAUUAACUUCGCUUUUUGCAUCAAUAUCUGCUAUCUUGGUCUCAUUCUGUGCUGCGCAUUUCUUUGUCCUCGGGGAUAAAUUCAAGAAUGCGGCAUUGCCAAUAUACGGGGUAACAUGCAUACCUGUGGUGUUUUUUGCAUUUAAUCAAUUCCCUCUCUAUGUUAAUCUCAUAAGAUCAUCCCAAAAGGUACCAAUUCGUAGCUGUGAAAGAUUUAAGUUUUAUGUCUAUUCUUUAGUAGCAAGUAGCUCAGAUCAAGAAAGGAGGUAAAGAUAAGAAUGAUUGAAACAGGUGGAGAUUAUGACAAGAGUAGAGCAUUGCACGGUUUCCUACUUUAGUUUCCGAAUAAGGCUGGGUUGUUUUGUGUCAAAAAUGAUGAAUUCCAAGCAGCAUUUGCCUUCGUCGAGAGAAGGCGAGCUGGAGAUAUCAUUUUUCCAUGUAUCCUGAAUAAACUUACACUUCUGUAAGAGUUGCAUGUGAUUUCAGAUACCUUGUUUUCUGGAAUAAAGCUAGUUUAGUGGGGUGCUAAAUGUUGUUUGAUCCCCGAAUUCAUGUGAACUUAAGGGAGUCUUAGGGAACUUGUCAUAGCUAGAUAGCACGAAAAAUGUAUUAUCCUAUUUGUAAUCCCAUUGAACAAAGAAAAGUUCAGCUUU